UUUGUAAUAUAAUUAUUCAUAUUUCUAUAGAGGGCACCAAAGUUGCAAUUAUAUCGUUAAUGCCUCAUUUGUUCCCUGUAAUCACGAUUAAAAAAGGUAAACCAAGAGAUUGGAGACCUUCUAGGGAAGAAUGUGAAGAAGCAUUUCUUUUACAUGUGAAGACGAUUACUGAUUUGGAUGCAAGAUUAGAAGAGCGUACGAAAAAAUUGCGAUCAUUUGGUGUGACCUCGCAGCCCAUUACAGUGAUAGUUGGUCCCAGCUUUGAUGAAAUUCAUCAGUGCUUUGUUGUAAUCAACAACUUGCGAUAUGAAGUAGAAACACCACUGAAAGGUAGACCUCGUUUUUAAAAUAUGUACUGCUUUAAAUAUUGAAUAUCCUCUCGAAAUAAGGCAACUCUUCAUGUUUUUGCAAAGAGCUGUAUACAAUUUUGAAACUUUGUGGGAUAAGCAUAAAAACUCUCAACUCACUUGUAGUGUUCUUGCUUUGAUUAAAGAAUACAAAAGAUUAUAAAUCUUUUUUCCAAAAGUAUUUCAUUAGCGUCAUGCCUAAGUGUUUUUUAUGUAAAAAAACAGAAACAUCUGUCAAUGGUUUAUUUAUGCAUUUUGAUUUUAAACAUCGUGCUCAUUCAUUCACAGUUUUUAAAUGUGGUGAAAAUGGAUGUUAUCGACAAUGGUCGUUGCGAAAUUCAUUGCGAAAACAUUUAGUUGGACCUAAUCAUAAUUUUCCUGCUUGGUCUACUAUUAAGUCUACUCAUGAACAUCGUAUUGAUUGUAAUAACGCUGAAAUUUUUAAUGAAUGUAUUAACCAGGUUAAUACAAGUAAUUCUGAUAUAUUAUCAACAGAAAUUGGUGCCAAAAAUUAUUUGCGUGAAAUAACUCUUAUUGACAAUGAGUCUAUUAUAAAAGAUCGCAGUAAUGCUUUUGUUGCAAAAUUAUAUAAUAAACCUUCAAUCCCACGAAACCAUAUUCAAUCCAUUAUUGAUGAUAUUAUAUUUCUAAUAAGUCGCCAUAGUUCCAUUUUAAAAGAAAAAAUUGUUUCACACUUAAAUACACUUGGUUCUGAUAAUGAAACAAUGAAAGAUAUAACAUCAAUAUUGGAUUGUCUAGAACAUUCAUUCAACCAUCUUCAGAAUGAGUACCAACGUGUUAAAUAUUUUAAGUCUUCUACUAAUUAUAUAGCUCCUAUUAAGUAUUGCAUAGGUAACAGAAGGGUAUGUAAAGAUACUGGAUCAUUUCUUGUUGAAAAAGUUAAAGACGUUUAUAGUUAUUUCAUACCUUUGAGACAGGUAUUACAACAAUUUUUUGAACUGCCUGAUGCAUUUACUGCUACAAUGCAUUACAUUAAUUCACUUAAAGAUUCAGAUAGUGUAAAGAACUUUAUUCAAUCUAAACUUUGGUGUCAGAAGAGAAAGAACUUUGACAGUAAUGCUACUGUUUUACCACUUUUUAUUUAUUAUGAUGAUUGGGAAGUGAAUAAUCCAUUGGGAUCUCAUAGUGCUGCUCUUGGAGGAGUAUAUUGUUACUUACCCUGUCUGCCACUUGAAUGCAUAUCUCGUUUGGAGAAUAUUUUCUUAGUUCUCUUGUUUCAAUCUCAAGACCGAAAAGAAUUUGGGAACAAACAAAUAUUUGCACCUUUGAUUGAGGAGCUUAAUUUUUUAGAACAAAACGGGAUAACAGUUACUAUAAACGGUAAUAUCCAUAAAAUCUACUUUGUACUAGGUUUACUAUUUGGCGACAAUUUAGGACUCCAUGCUAUGUGUGGUUUUCUUCAAAGUUUUCGUGCUAACUAUGCAUGUAGAUUUUGCAAAUUACAUCGCACUCUUUGUGGAACUACCUGUCUUGAAGACGAAACUGUUCUCAGAACACAUACAUCUUAUGUAACUGAUUUAGCCUUAGAAAAUAGUUCACUUACUGGAAUUACAGAAGAAUGCGUCUUUAAUGAAGUCAAUUCAUUUCAUGUGACUGAUAAUGCUUAUGUUGACAUCAUGCAUGAUGUUUUAGAAGGUAUUGCUCACUAUGAUAUGAUUCCAAUAAUAAGUCAUUUUAUUGACAUCGGUGAUUUUAACUUGUCAAAUCUCAAUCACAGUGUGCAAAUGUUUCAUUAUGGUCCUGGUGUACAAGAUAAACCACCUUAUAUUGAUAAUGAUUUUGCAACAAAAAGCAAACUAAAAAUGACAGCCUCAGAAAUGUUUAUCUUUUGUAGACUUUUCGGUGUUAUUAUUGGACAUUGUGUGAAAUCAUAUAAUGAUCCAUUUUGGAAAUUGUAUUUGUUAUUAAAAGAAAUUCUUGAACUUUUGCAAAGUAGAUCAGUGUCAGACGAUUUUGCUUCUGCAUUUAAAGUAUUAGUUUUGGAACACCAUAACCAAUAUAUGAAAUGCACGAACGAACGUUUAAAACCAAAACAUCAUCAUCUUGUUCACUAUUCACGCGUCAUGAUGCAAUCUGGUCCACUUAUUUUAUUAUCUGCGAUGAGGCUUGAAGGAUUUCAUAAAGCUCUUAAGAAAAUUGCUAAAGUUAUAACGUCAAGAAAAAAUAUUGCUUUUUCCAUUGCUACUCGUUAUCAACUUUCGUUUUGUUAUAAACUAAUGGCUCAGGAAAGUAUUAUUCCAACUUUUGAAGUAGGAUCAGGAAAUAUUAAUAUUACUAAACACGAUCGCUUUAACUAUUUUGCACCAUUCUUGCCAACUAAUAUACUUCGUGAUCCACAUUCUUUUAUUACAAACUUUGUUAAUUAUAAAGGCACUCGGUAUCAAUCCAAAAUGGUAUUGGUUUGUGGAACGGACGAAAAUUCCUGUCCUAUUUUUGCAGAAAUUCAACACAUUAUUCUUCAUCAAAAUAAUCUUUUUUUUAUUUGUUUCUCUGUUCUAAAUAUGGGCCUUAAUUGUGAUAUUGGUGGUUUUGAAGUAGAACGAAGUACUAAGUGGAUUUUUAUUAAAUAUGAAGACUUAUUGGAUCCUUUUCCUUUGUUCAUUUAUACUAUGGCAACUGGUGAGCGAUAUAUUAUUUUACAUCAUCCUGUGUGAUAUUACUUUUCACCUAAUGUCAUACUUUCCUGAGUCUGUUUACAUGUUUAUGUGUGUAAUACAAUACCAUAUAUUUUAUAUGAAGAUAUUUUAUGUUAAAAUGAGUAAAUUUUUUUAUUUAUUAAUUUUAUAUGAAAAGAGCACACACGUUAUAUGCGUUAUUGUUAAGUACUUAUAAUAUUAAAUAUAAUUUCGUAAUACUAAGUAAUCUCUUUUACAAUAC
Linepithema humile (Argentine ant) is the source of this 3245-nucleotide messenger RNA. The record is from RefSeq and is a predicted model, not a curated record. Lineage: Eukaryota; Metazoa; Arthropoda; Insecta; Hymenoptera; Formicidae.